ACUCCAGCGCGGAGCCCCUUCGGCAGGCAGCGGCGCGCGGCUCGGAAGCGCCCCCCCCCCCCCAAUUGCACACCGGGAGGGACCGCGUGGAAGGAAGGAAGGAAAGAAGGAAGGAAGGAAGGGAAGGAAGGAAGGAAGGAAGGAGUGAAAAGGGGGGACGACGACGACCACCACCAGCAGCAGCAGCAGCAGCAGCAGCAGCAGCAGCAACCGGAUCAGCGCCUCCCGCCUGGCUGGCCGCCUCCGUCGCCCUCCCGGCAGGAUCUGCCCCCGCUGGGCCCCAGAGGAAAGUUGCCUGCCUGCCGCCCCCCAGCCACAGGUGACGCGGACCGCAGCGCCCUCGGGGUCUUCUCCGUCGCCAGGUUCGCGCCUCCGCCGGCCCUUGCCGAAGGACUCCCGGCCCCAGUGGCCGCAGCGCAGCCGCCGCCGCCGCCUCUGACCCUGGGGGUCCCCCCGCCGCCGCCGCAGCGCGGGAAACUUGGUGACUUUGGCCAGGCUGCAGGACAGGCGGCGCUGCCCGGGUCGCGUUGGGCGCCGGGGGUGGGGGUGGGGGCCUCCGCCCGGCCCUCCUGCUCCGGUCUCCGCCGCCCGUCCUCCGAGCGCCGCCGGCUGGCUUGAUGGUGCCCCAUGCUGGCCGCGGGUCCGAUGGAGGCUAACCGCGCGGCGGGCGCCUUCGUGCUGAGCAGCCCGCCGCUGGCCGCGCUGCACAACAUGGCCGAGAUGAAGACGUCGCUCUUCCCCUACGCCCUGCAGAGCCCGGCCGGCUUCAAGGCGCCCGCCCUGGGCGGCCUGGGCGCGCAGCUCCCGCUGGGCACCCCGCACGGCAUCACCGACAUCCUGGGCAGGCCCGUGGGCGCCGCCGGCAACCUCCUCUCCGGCCUGCCCCGCCUCAAUGGCCUCGCCGCCGCCGGGGUCUACUUCAACCCGGCCGCCGUCUCCCGCUACCCCAAGCCCCUGGCCGAGCUGCCCGGCAGGCCGCCCAUCUUCUGGCCGGGAGUCAUGCAGGGGUCGCCCUGGAGGGACCCUCGACUCGCCUGCCCCGUCCAGGCCGGGAUGGUUUUGGAUAAAGACGGCAAGAAAAAACACUCCCGGCCCACUUUCUCCGGGCAGCAGAUCUUCGCGCUGGAGAAGACCUUCGAGCAAACGAAAUACUUGGCCGGCCCGGAGAGAGCCCGCCUGGCCUACUCGCUGGGGAUGACCGAAAGCCAAGUCAAGGUGUGGUUCCAGAACCGUCGGACCAAGUGGCGGAAGCGCCACGCGGCCGAGAUGGCCACGGCCAAGAAGAAGCACGACUCGGAGACGGAGAAGCUGAAGGAGAGCUCGGACAACGAGGACGACGACGAGUACAACAGGCCCCUGGACCCCAACUCCGACGACGAGAAGAUCGCGCGGCUCCUCCAGAAGCACAAGGCGGCCGCCGGCGCCCCCCUGGCCCUGCUCAGCCCCUGCAGCAACGCCUCGGAGCCGUCGUGACCCGCCCCCCUCCAGCGCCCGCACCCCCUCCGGCCAAGCAGGGUAGCCCACCCCGUCGCCUGUACAGCCCGUCCCGUCGGGGAAGCAACUACGUGUGUAUAUAGCUUUGUACGGAAUAAGUUAUGGCCCGCAAGACGCGCCCUUCCUCUUGGUCUCUUUCCGCCUCCCUCUUGCGCACACGCCGCGGGCACCAGGUCGGGGGAGGAAAAGGCUGGCAACUGAGAAGAGGGGGCCGACCCGGGUUCACUCCCCCCCCCCAAAAAAAAAUCUGCUCUCUGCAGCGCCUGACCCGGGGCUGUGUCCAAAGAAAGCUUUCCUAAUGCAAACAGGGCUGGGCAAUUUUGUCCCUUUGCUGUGGUUCUCAGCGUAGUCCGGCCGGAGUCUCGAACUAGCCUUAGAGCGAAAGGUUCCGGCCGCAAAGGCUUUCCUGCUGUUCGAAGAAGGCUUUGGGUGAGCCCCUGGGCAGGGCCGAUAGCCUCCGGCAGGCUGUAAGCGAAGGAAGUCAGUGGGCGAGAGAGAAUAGGGAUUACCGUGACUGCAACACUGCGCAUGCUCACUGCUGCCCGGGCAUGUUUCCCAGGGCAAUUCAGGCCGCUCAGAAAUUCCUUCCAAUGGAUUCAGUGGGGCAUAAUUUCUAACAAGUAGCCUUAAUUAAAAAAAAAACACACACAAAAACUCGGGCGGCUGCUGCUGUUUGGAGUUUUUUGACAGAACCUACUUCCCAGUCAUACCUUGAUCCGAGCAUGCUUCUUUUUGGGGGAAAAGUUCUAUUUCAAUAAAUGGAGCUUUCUUUGAAGCAAAGGAGCCUAGAAUAGGGUGGAGUGGUUUGCAUUUAGGAAAGCUACCUUUUCAUUGGUUACACCCCACCCACCCCACAAUCAAGGUUUUGUUACUGGUUUUGUAUAUGGGUAGUGGAUUCCUGCUCAGCCACUUUGUACAUAGGAAAUUACAGAUUUUUGUGAUGUAUAUUUCUAGUGUAAAAAAACCCCAAACCAAGCAGUUUUCUUUCCUCCUCUCUUUUAUUUUGAAUUUGGGCGGCUUUGCCAAUCUCCCUUUUUCUUUGAAAUUGUGUUUAAAGGGGGACAACGGCAAAACGUGAUUUUCAUCUGGCUUCAAACUCUUAUGGUUGGAAAGACUUUGUAUAAAUCAAUAAAUUAUUUAACAAGC
Sphaerodactylus townsendi is the source of this 2640-nucleotide messenger RNA. It is a transcript of the gene NKX6-2, whose product is annotated as NK6 homeobox 2. Gene Ontology annotation, biological process: cell differentiation; regulation of transcription by RNA polymerase II. The coding region runs from base 628 to 1473 and encodes 281 amino acids. The record is from RefSeq and is a predicted model, not a curated record. The transcript has 3 exons. Gene Ontology annotation, cellular component: nucleus. Gene Ontology annotation, molecular function: RNA polymerase II cis-regulatory region sequence-specific DNA binding; DNA-binding transcription factor activity, RNA polymerase II-specific. Lineage: Eukaryota; Metazoa; Chordata; Lepidosauria; Squamata; Sphaerodactylidae.